CGAAUAAAACGCGCAUUUGCGUCAAGUUUGACGACCGAGAAGUUACUGACAAAUAUUUAAAACCACAGACGGAACAAUUUUAUGUUGUCUUUUAACGGUCUUCUGUGAUAAAAAAUGGCUACUUUCACCUGGAUUUACAGACAGUAGCAUGUACGGCACAGAACUACACUUGACCUGGAAUAUUUUAAAUGCAUCAUAUCCAAAGAUUAACUGGAGAUAUGAGUUUUAGGAAGAGGAAACUGUAUCCUUAACAUUUAUAUUUUAUAAAUAGAGUCUAAUUAUAUUUUAAACCCCUUUCCCUACACAUUAUACAUCUAUCCUACUUAUGUGUCCCAUAUUCUUACGCAUAUUUAAUCAGUGUUUUUUUUGUCUUUAAUGGCCCAGCAUAGUUCUAUGGUAAUAAACCUUCCUCUCAUACCGAGUACAACUUGCCUGGGCCUGUAACAUUACCACCACCAAUCGGCAGCAGCACCUGCAGGUGGACAAACAGCAGCCAAACUUGUUCGGUGAUUUAUUCUUCGCCUCAACUUUAAUAUUUAAGAGAAGAAGUCCGAGGCGGCGGAGACAGAAAACAGGCUUUACACCUGCACGCAGCCGGAGCCGUUAAACGCUGAAGCCGAUCCACAUGCUCAGAAAUCGGCCGUAUUAACAAUUAAUAUUGGACAUCCGGUGGCAGUGCCAGCUGCGCCCCAUUUUUAUUGUUGUCUGUGCGCUGAAAGGAUCCCUGUUGUCUCGGCUGGAUACUCCGCGACGCGUGGUGGCUUUUUUUGGCUGGGAGGCUGAACGCUGCAGGGCUGCGACAUGUGAAAAGAGCUCCACCCCUUGACCCUCACAACUCUCUCAACCUUAGCAGAACUCACUUGAACUGACGCUGUGACCGCGACCUGACACCCUCCUGCCUCGGGCAUGCCUCAGCCGGGUAUGAAUGGGAUGGAGCCUGCGUUUGGCGAGGCCUACGGGGGACACAGGGGUCUGCUGAGCCCCUAUCCUCUGGCCAUGUCGCCACAAGGGGGCAGGACUGAGUACGACCAGAGCGUGCUCCUCAUGCUUGGCUCCCCGGCAUCACCAAGGAAACGGCCCUUUGAGUUGCUAAGCGACCUGGUGGACGACGGCGGCUUCGGCGAGGACCUGCACCCGGAGCGCUGGGACGUGUCGGCGCUGGACGAGAUGGCUCGCUACACCAAGCUGGGCCUCGGGGUGGGAGGGGAGCUGCUGGCCUGCUCCGAGGAGGCCGUCCUGAUGGGCCGCUGGGGGAGGAGCCGGGAGGAGGAGCAGGAAGAGGAGGAGGAGGAGGAGAGGAGGAGGAGCAGCAGCAGCAGCAGCAGCAGACACGCAGCGCCUCCCGUCACCCAGGAAGUCCAGGCCACCGCUGCGGGGAGGGAGGAGGGGCGCACGUCUGUUGCCACGACAACGGGGAGGGAGUUGUGUGUUGCAGGAAGAGCGGCAGGAGGAGGACAAGAUGGGGGGAUGUCGAGGGAGCGCACGGUGGAGGUGUAUCAGGUGGCACAGGAGGAAGAGGAAGUGGUGGCGGCGGCGGCGGCAGCAGCAGCGGCAGGCUUGGCUCUGGAGCACUGCAGCGAGGAGCACAACUACUCCCUGAGCCAGGGGGGGGAGCUGGGGACGGGGCCUCCGACGGAGGAGGUGCGAGCGGGGGAGACGCAGCAGGAGGUGCGGGGCAGGGAGGAGAUCCAGGCCAAGACUGACCUCUACCUGGAGGAGGAGGAGGAGCAGGAGGAAGAAGAGGAGGACGAGGACGAGGAGGAAGAGGAAGAGGAGGAGGAAGAGGAGGAGGAGGAGGAGGAGGAGGAAGAAGGAGAGGAGGGGACGGAGGAGACGGCGGUGGAGGCUGAACUCUCCAGCUCCUCAGAAACUGAAUGUGAGGUGGAGGCGGAGCCGGCCAAGCAGCCAGGUGAGCGCCCGUCGAAGCGCCGCUGUUUCUGGGAGUACAGACGCGCCCGAGAGUCGGCCACGAAGAAGAAGCUGGGCGGAGACGUCCACUGGUCCCUGUCCUGGAGCUCCAGCACUCUGCCCAGCACGCUGUACCGCAGAGAGGGCAAAAAAGGGCGACGCAAAGCCCGCAAGACGGACGCCAGCGACCUGACGCCAAACCCGCAGAAGCUCCACAACAUCGGGGAGCAGCUGCAGAAGCUCAACGCCGCCAUCGACGGCAUGGGUCCGGUCAACGACCUUCCCGCCGUGGCCCGGGCCCGCUCCCGUAAGGAGAAGAACAAGCUGGCCUCCAGGGCCUGCCGGCUGAAGAAGAAGGCCCAGCACGAAGCCAACAAGAUCAAGCUGUGGGGGCUCAACCAGGAGUACGAGAACCUGCUGGGGGCGCUGCUGCGGAUCAAGGAGGUGAUCCGGCGACGAGUGGAGAGCAGCGAGGAGGAGGACACGGACGAGCGAGGGAUGACCCAACGCCUGGAGGACAUCCUGCGAGAGUCCAGCGGUCCUCUAGUCGCCGGGCGGACCAAAGACUUUGUGCAGAGGAUUUUGGCGGCCAGCGCGGGCAGUCAGAACCAGCGCAAAGAGCCCCCGCAGGAAGGAGACGAGACCGCGGGGUAAACUCCCCCGGCGGCGCCCCUCCCUCCUCCCUCCUGCCUCCUCCUUCCACGCACCCCCCCCCCCCACCCAGCGCCGCCACCAACCGACCUGACCAAGCUUCUCUGCACCACCUCCACUCUCACAGCGUUUAAGUAAAAAGCAAAGAGGUGAAGCAGAGGUGGAGAGGCUGGGGAGAUAGAAGAAGAGGAGGAGGAGGAGGAGGAGGAGGAAGAGGAGGAGGAAGGAGGAAGGAGUAGUCUAAACAAAUUGGGAGUAAAUUGCCACCCUGCUCCCUGCAGUCCUCUCCUGUUGGCCCUCCAAACAGCAGCCGUCUUCACCGCUCUGUCUCUGCAGGCUGCACCACAACCACCACCGACCAGAGCUGCUGCUGCCGCUGCUGACGUCUCUGUGUUCUGUCUGUGUGUGUGUGUGUGUGUGUGUGUGUGUGUGUGUGUGUGUGUCUGACAUGUAACAUACUGUAUGAGCGUGUAUAGUGUUCCUCUCUCCCUCUGUGUGCUGUAUUUGUAUCCCAUUGUGCCUAUGAAUAGACAUUGCACUGUUUUGUAGAUGGUUGUAGUUGUCGGCAGGGGACCGUUAGUGAGCCGAGGGCGAGGGGGCAUUUGAGGAUAGAGGAAGUGCUAGAAUAAGGAAGUGGGAGGAGCCCAGGCCUGGAAAACAAAGAAUCGUGUGUGUGUGUGUGUGUGUGUGUGUGUGUGUGUGUGUGUGUUGUUUCACUGGGCUCCUAUAGAAACACUGCAUACCAUUUGGUUUGCAUCGGCUUCUAAAACGUCAGUAAGUGUUGUGACACACAACAAGCGAUGGAGUCCUGAUGCCAGACCAGCGUGUUUGUUGUGGAAAAAUCCUUGGAGCUUUAAUAUCACCCCUCCCUCCCCUCUGUAACACUCCUCCCCCUCCCUCCCCCGCCCCACCCCCACCCCUAUCAAAAUGUAAGCAAAGUUAAAAAACGAAAGAGGAAACUGCACCUUAAUCCAAACUGACCAAAGAUAACUGAAACUGCUGAACCACUCAGAUGCUGCCAACCAUCACCACAUCUCUAGUUUAAAAAGUGAGCGACACACUAACUGAAAGUCUUUCUGUUGUUGUUUUGUUUUUGUCAUGUUUACCUGCAUGCGUCCUGAGAGGACGGUGUUACUGAACAGACUUUAAUCCCCUCCACCUAAAUGCACUACCAUCAUGGUUUGUUCAGCCUCUCCGCUCUGCAGCCUGGUGCUCCUUUAGCUUAUCUGCAGUGGCUUUAUUUUUACCCACAAAAGGGAAGUGUCCUCAAUGCCUUCCCCGAGCCCUCGCCUCAACCCCUGACCGGAUUAUGUAGCGCACCUUCCUGAAUUGCAAUGACAACUAGAGAAAAACACUUGUAGAUCUAGAAAGCAAAUAAGUUUAAUCUGUUUUUUUUAUUAUUAUUAUUAUUAUUAUUAUUAUUAUUAUGAUUUUGUUGUUAUUUGGCAGCGAUGCCACAGCCCACAAAGUGGGCGUCAGUCUUGAGAGUUGAAAUCUGCCUUUCUCCUGUGGUCUUUGCUGAAGCUGUAGACCAAUCUGUCCAAGGUCUCUAAAUGUUGUUGGACAUAAAGUGUCAAGGACCCUUUGAAUUGCACUGUGGUAAGAGCAACUAAGCACCUUUUGAAGAGGACUCCCGCUCCUCCGAAAGAGAAAAAAAAAAAAAAAAAAAGACUCUUGGCACCUUUUUUCUAAAGACAGAUAUUGACUGAGAAACUUGUGGGGGCGCAGCGCUGCGUUCCCGUCGUGGUGGUCUUGGUUUGUUCCCGUAUGGUGCUACUGUAUGACGACAGAAUAAAAAGCAAUGCAAACCUGAGCGGAGGCAUCAGGCAGUGAACUGCUGACUGGGUUUUGGCCUGCGAGCACAUAUUGUUGUAAUGGGCAGUUUGUUUGCAUAAUGACGCCUUUCUGAAGUGCCUGGAGCUUAAAGCCACAGGGACCUGUGUUAUUAUGCCUGAACUUAAACCCUGUUACAAGGACAAACGUAACCCAUGACUACUGCUCCGAGCUUGGCCUCACUUUACUUUACUUAGGAAAAAGAAAAAAGAAAAAAAAGAAAAAACAAAAGAAGCUGCAGGCUUGUGUAAAACCCGUUCACACACUCAACUAAAUGUUUUCCUCUCAGAUUAAAACCUUUACAUGGAAACAGCAGCUGGCACUAGUUUCUGUGCACAUCUUCUCUGGGAAAUAUAAGUAGAGGAGUGGCUGUUAGCUGAGCAACCCCCCCCCAACACACACACACCCCUCCCGUUUGAAAGCUGCUGCUCUAUAACACUGUCGUCGUCCCGUCCCCCCCCCCCCCCCCCCCCCCCCGUCCCAUGGAAACUCCACUUCCUGUGUCAGUCAGAAGAGGAGCAGCCGACCUUAAACGCCUCGCCUCCCGGAGGUCUCGCUCACGGUCAGUUUGAAAGCUGUGGAUACAAGAGUUCAGGGCCGUUUAGUUUCUGUAUCCUUCUCUUUUUCUUUUUCUUUUUCUUUUUUUUUUUUUUUUUAAAUUCUGGGAAAAUGUUCCUGGUGGUGGUUUGAAUGAAGAACUGUACUGUAAACAGAGGAUUCCUGUUGUUGAGCUGGAAACGUUCUGCUGCUGGUGAACAAAGCUCUUUAAGCUCUGAUGCCAAAGACUGAUAGUCUGUGGCUUCGCAAAGAAAAAGCUGCAGCAGCAGGAGGCUCUGAUGUCACUGAGGCUUCUCACACAUCACCACAGAAACCUGGGCCGGGUUGGGAUUUUUUUUUUUUUUUUCGUGUGAUUAUUUUACACUAAUGAAAAAGAAAAAAAAAGAGAGAGAGAGAGAGAGAGAGAGAGACGGAUGAUCGAGGUCCAACACUGAGGCCAGUAGAAUAAAAAAAAAAGAAAAGUGCUCUCUCUGCUGCUGAGAAGUGAAUUCCUCCCUCCUCCCACUUUUCUCCCAGGGCUUGGGAAGCGGCGACGCUGCCAGCCGAGUCACAGGAUCUCAUGCUGGCAGCGGCUUCCUUCACAUGCCCUCGUGCAACAACAAACAAAAGGAGAGGAAACGGCCGUGCGCAUCGCCGUGCUGAAGUUUAAAAUAUCGCACAGCCCCAUCUGGAGGAGGAGGAGGAGGAGGAGGUCGAGGUCGUCGGGUUUAACAGAGAUUCCACUUUGAAUGCAUAAGUGCGUCCUGAUGUUUUCCUCCCUCUCAGAGUGCCGUUACGUAACACACAACACCAUCUGCUGUGUACGUUCACCUAUAUGCCAAAAACCGAACCGGGGAGAGGACUGUUGUAACGCAGCGAAUUCCUGCACAGAUCCAAACAACAAACGCGACGCGGCGCUGGGUUUUAGCCAAGCUCGUGUCAGGGCUGUAACUGACGGGCUUUUUGUGUCACGGUAGAUCCCUUUAACUGUGAAGCUUUAAUGGAGGGAGGGGCCAGUCUUGGCAAGGCCACUUGUCUGCUCACAUUCCUGAUUGAGUUUCCCAGAAGGCCUGUGUUUAUGUGUACCUGGAAGCAGGAGGCAGAUAUUUGAGGGGGGAAACUGGAAUGACCCAAAGACGUGGGGCUGUUUGGACUCGAGGCUUCAGCCGGGGUUCGGAGAAGUGACGCUCUCAGCUCGCACAUUUGUCCGGCUCUGACCUAAUAUGGACGGUGACUUUGCAGAAAAGCUGGGUGAUUCUUAUCUGGGUUACUUCCUGGUUGGGUGUCGCCGUCCGACACAGAAGUAAACAGUCGUGAAACUCGCGUGCUGGCUGGUUUUCCUGUCCUCUCGGCUGUUGAGGAGGUCAGUGAGAGUUUGAGAUGAACGCAGGAAGAGCAGAUUCACUCUGGUGCUUUUCGUGCAGGAACUGUAACCCUCUCACGUCUGAAGCAGUCAGGUAACUGAUCACCUCCGGUGUCCACUGGACAGCUGCUGAUAAAACAUCUGUACUGCCGUUGUUGCUGAUAUCCACUGGAGGCUUGAACCGAAGCGUCUCAGUCACAUUUGACAUUAAUUUAAAGGUUUAUUAAUUAAAAAAAAAGGUUUUAUUUUGAAGUGUUGAUCCAUGAGAAGAUAUAUUUAAACCAAAAACCAUCUCAGUGUAGUUUUACAUCUCGUCUCUCAGGCUUCUCUCUGGAGCUCUAGUAACAGUCUGUGAGCCAAUCAGAAGAGAGGAGGCAAAUGUCCAUCCUUCUGCCAGUUCCUUUUAAUUUAGGAAAUUCAGAUUCGUGACGUGCUGUAAACAGUACUUCACUACUAGUUCAAUAAAUUAGCUGCAGGGUUUUAUUCAGUGUCAAACGCCUCCAGUGGAUAUUUGAACACAGACACGACCAGAGCGCGACCGUAAAUUAUUGGACGACAAUUUUCAUACGUGAAUAAGUUUCCAGCUUCUGUAGAGUCAGGAUUUACUCUCGUCCGUGUCACGUUCAGUCCAACAAUUAGAAAGUUGUAACUUGGACUCUUGACGUUUUAUGGACUAAAUGAUUCACUGAUGGAUAAAAACGUUGCUAAAAUAAGCCGCUGACGUUCGGACAGGUUUCCAGUUGUUGAUGAAGACGUCCACAAUCUGAAAGCUUGAAAAACACUAACGUGAAACUCAGUCAGACUGGUGAGGACAGGUAGACGGUGUCGUGUCUCUCUCUCUCCGUCGCCACCUUUUCAUGUGACCGCGGCGGGGUUUCUGGACCCGGCCCGGCCCGGCCCCGGCGGGCUGAAUAGACCCAUCAGUAAGCCUACACUGGUGGGACGCUGCUGACCCCCGGGUGCCCGUCCCCUCUCCGCUCCAGCGCUCACAUUGUUGGAGACACUCAGGCUUCUCCGGUUUCAAAGGCGACGGGCCUCCGGGGCAGAGGAGGCCGGGGGAAACCGCACUCAGCCGGGGUCUCUGAGAAGUUUAUCUGAAACCUUUUUAAUCCCCCUCCACCACCUCCGCCCCCCCCCCCCCAAAGCCCUGUCACACUCUGACAGCUGCAGAGGAGUCGCUGCCGCCUCCUGUGACGGCCUGCGUGCCCCCGUCUCCCUUUGUCACUGACCUGGAAACCUCCAUCUGAUGGGGGGAGGGGGGAGGGGGGAGGAUCUCAGACCUGCGGGUCCACGUGGAGGUUUCUUUAAAGGUGGAGCUGAGCUGGAAGAAGCAGCUCCAGUCUGUGCCUCUGAUGUCUUAUCAUUACGAGCUCUGCAUCUGUUUUUAUGAACCAUGAAUCUCUGGCGAUCUUUCAAAAAAAAAAAAAAAACCCAGAAUGCCGUUUGAAAAUCUGCGUUUCACUGUGAGUGAAGAGAAUCCUGCAUGAGCAAACAAAUCCUCCGCCACAGCUCCGGCAGCUCUGGCUGUUUUAAAGACGACGUUUCUGAGUUUGUGUCUUUCUCUCUGGUUUAAAGUGGAAAAGGAAGAGAUGGUUCUCUCUGCACCAAUCACGAUUUAGCAUCAUUUAAAUCAAGUUUAUUUGGCCCCUGUCAAUCAAAUCUGAUCUUUAAAAACACUUUUGUCUUUUGCAGAUUUAAAAAAAUAUUCAGUCAGCUGCAAAAGAAAAGAAGAUUUUUGACCCAUUUUCCAAGUUGUGAAUCUAUUUGUUAUAAAAAAAAAAUGUAAAAAAAGCAGCAGAUAGUGACCGAAAAUCUGCUUUUUUGUUUUGUGUGUUGCACAAAAAUCAUGUUUUUAUAUCUACAGGAAUUAAAGAAAAUAAAUUGAUGGAUUGAAGUAUCGUACAAACUGAGUUCCAGCUGCCGUCGUUCUUCGGAGCUUGGACCAAUGGGAAUAUGGGAAUUUGUUUUAAUCUGCAGAGGACAAAAUAUUUUUGGAUCCAAAUUGUUAACCCUUUAAUUAAAUUACUAAAUUAAAACAAAGACGUUUUUAGGUCGUUAAGUCUUUGCGAUGAAUGUGAAGUUUUAAAGGAUUGAUCAUGUUAUCUGACUGUCGAGCAGCUGGGAAUUUAAAGGAACAGUUUUGGGGGCUAUUAUGAUAAUUACCUGAGAAUAUUGCCAUCAUGUCUUCAUUCAGUAUGAAGCUACAGCCAGAAGCUAGUUGGCUUAGCUUAGCAUUAAAACAGCUAGCCUGGUUCUCGCCAAAAAAAACCUUUAAAACUCACUAAUUACCACAUUAUAUCUCGUUAGUCUGAUGUGAAAAUGAAGAUUGGUGCUUUUAUGUGUGGGACUAUUUCUUGGCUGGAUGCACAAGUCUCAUCCACCGACAUGUUCAUACGCCUGGAACCUUUUCUUCGUCCCAGCAGUCCGUGGAAGUUGUUCACAUCCCUGAGCUGUGGGUGGUACAACUUUAAACCACCUCCUGAUUUCUUAAAUUUCUUCUUUUUUUAUUUUUUUGAAAUAUCACCAGAGAUCGGAAACACAGAUGCUCCUCUCUCUCUCUCUCUCUCUCUCUCUCUCUCAUAAAUGAAGUGAUGAUAAACGAGAGGCCGCUGAAACGCGUCUCGUGGCUUUAACCAAAACCAAGUCAGUUGUCUCUGUCCAGAUCGAUGAUGAUGAGGAUGAGGAGGAUGAGUGGAGAUCACAGGACGUAAACGUGAUGUCUGAUUCUAAACGAUCCAGAGGAGACUGAACACUCGCCUCCUGCUGGUUCUUUAAUGUGUGUGAAAACACGUCGAGUGAUGGGAGAAAACCUAAAUAAAGAAAAACCAAGAGACAAGAAACAUUCCACAACGCCAUGUCAUAUACUGUACAGCAACCUUUAACCCCCCCUCUGCCCCCCCCCCCCCCCCCCCCCCCCCGUCUUUCAGUAACCCAGUAAUCACAGUACUACAGUAAUCCUUUGGACCUGUUAACACAUUAACACAUCUUUAUGUACAACUCCUUCGUCAGUAAGUAACCUUUAAAAAAAAUAAAAAUAAAAAAAUAGUUCAGAAAAACAAAACAAACAAAAAAAACAAACAAAACAAACAAACAAAAAAAAAUACAAGAAGUGCCGUACAAAUAGAAGCCUAAUAUUUUUUGUUUUGGUUUUGUGUGAGUGUACUGUACACCUGUAUAAUGUAUAUUUUAAUAUUUAUAUGCAGCUGUUGUAUUAAAGUAUAUUUUUAAAAUAAAAA
This is a messenger RNA of Seriola aureovittata, 9528 nucleotides long. RefSeq names its product CREB3 regulatory factor-like. Gene Ontology annotation, molecular function: RNA polymerase II transcription regulatory region sequence-specific DNA binding; DNA-binding transcription factor activity, RNA polymerase II-specific. The record is from RefSeq and is a predicted model, not a curated record. Gene Ontology annotation, biological process: regulation of transcription by RNA polymerase II; response to unfolded protein. Lineage: Eukaryota; Metazoa; Chordata; Actinopteri; Carangiformes; Carangidae. Gene Ontology annotation, cellular component: nucleus. The coding region runs from base 907 to 2562 and encodes 551 amino acids. The transcript is spliced from 10 exons.